This is a messenger RNA of Eimeria acervulina, 2181 nucleotides long. RefSeq lists its product as hypothetical. Gene Ontology annotation, molecular function: mRNA binding. The record is from RefSeq and is a predicted model, not a curated record. NCBI's taxonomy places the organism in Eukaryota, Apicomplexa, Conoidasida, Eucoccidiorida, Eimeriidae. The coding region runs from base 1 to 2181 and encodes 726 amino acids. The transcript has a single exon.
AUGGGGGAAUCAGAACUAUCUCUUUCUUCUUUAUCGGGGUUUCCUUCUCUUGGUGAGGCGAAGGGCCCUCCCGCUCCCCCUCCCGUACCUGCGGGUGCCUGGGGCCUGCGAGCAGCAGCAGCAAAAGUUGCUGCAGCAGCAGCAGCAGCAGCAGCUCGUUCCUUUGACAACGAUACCACAGACAAGGACACCUCUAAGCAUGCAGCAGAAGGUUCUUCGUCUUCUGUGGGAGAGUGCUUGAAGAGGAUCGAAGGAGACACAUCGAACGCAGCAACAAGCAACAAAGCAGCAAGCUGUUCCAAUCCUUCUCCACCUGCUCCAAGUCCUAAGAGCCCUUCAACUUGUGCAGAAGGUCCUCCGCUGCCUGAAGGAGACAGCAGCAGGAGCGACAAGACUGGGGAUCCACAGCAGCAGCAGCCGCAGGAGCCGCAGCAGCAGCAGCAGCAGCAGCAGCGGCCGGAGGAGAGGAUUGAGGGUGGGGUUGUUGUUAGUGGAAGCUCUCGGGAUUCAUGCAGCAGCGUGGAGUUGAAUGACGUGGAGGAGAAGAGGGAAGUGGAGGUGUGUAGUUUAGAAGGAGAGGAUGGGGAUCGGGAUCGGGAUCGGGAUCGUGGGGUGGAUGGGGGAUCGAGUGUGGGGUGUGGUUCAGGUGUAUGUUGCAUAGGAAAUGAGAUAGGUGGUGAUGAUAAGGAGAGCACAGAGGCAUCGUUGAGAGAUUUUUUCUCUCCUUUAUCUCGAGAACAGCUGUUAGAUUUAUUAUCUUGGGCAGCUUUAAGAGACCGUCAGGUGUAUCUACGGUGUGUAGAGAGAGUGCAUGCUUCUCCUUCUUCACGAAGAUUGAUGGUUAGAAACAUACCUUUCUGUACAACAGAUGAGAGCUUUAGGGCUUUCUUUCUGUCUUUUGGCGGAGUAGAAGAUGCCUUAAUUGUGAGAGAGAGAGACGGUCAGAGUAGAGGAUACGGGUUUGUUACCUUCUCAAGCUCUGAAGGAGUAAGUAAAUGCUUUUUUGCGUGCCCCCUUAUUCUUGAAGGGAGACAGCUUCAUAUAAAGCUAGCUGCAAAUGCUCUACCUUCUCGACAACAGACGAAGCUGUUUGUAAGGAAUCUUCAUGAGAAUACAACAGCAGAGACCCUUAAACAAGCAUUUUCUUGCUUUGGUGUUCUAGAGGAGUGCGUUGUUGUUCGUGAUGCUGAGGGGCGCAGCAAAGGAUACGGUUUUCUUAACUUCUCCUCGCCUCUUGAGGCUUUUAAAGCUGUUCAGAUGAGUGAAAGGAUUAUUGAUGGUAGAGUUGUCUUUGUUCAUUUCGCUGCUUCUUCUCCUUCAAGAGGUGGAGGGGCUUCCAACAAUGCAGCAGCAGCAGCAACAGCAGCAGCAGCAGCAGCAGGAGGAACAACAGCAGCAGCUACUGCUCAGACUGCUGCUGCUUCUGCUGCUGCUGCUGCUGCUGCAGCACAUGGGGGGCAUAGGGCCUCCUCUGCUUCUUCAUCAGCACAUGAAGAGACUUUGACUCAACAAAGAGGAGGGGGAGGUGGUGGUGCAGGGGGCCCCCCUCCUCCAGGGGGGCCCCCACCUGCUGGGGGCCCCCUCUCUCAUCAGCACCCCCAUACACACAAGCCUCAUACACCCCACUACCACAGGAGAGCGCCUCUGCUAGGGGGGCCCCCCUCAGAGGCUCCUGUACGUGGGGGCCCCCCAGGGAGUGCGGCUGGUGCAGCAAACCUCAGCUGGGGGGCCCACAGUGGGGGCCCCCACCGCUCUCCUGUGCGCUCAAUACCCAGCGGAUGGGAGGGGGCCCCCCCUUCUGCAGCUCCUCGGUAUGAGCCUCGUUCGCGGCAUAGGAGACAUGCUGCUGAGCAUAGUAGGGGCCCCUUAGGUGGGGGCCCCCUUAUAGGGGGGCCCCCAGUUUCUCAGGGGCGUAUAGGUGGGGGAGGACGAUGUUUAGGGGGUGUGGGGUCUUCUGAAGGUAUGGUGUAUGGGGAGAGUGCAUUUAGAGACAUCUAUGGGUUCUCUUUGUCUCCUUUUCCUUUUAUCCCUCUGCCGUCUCCUUCUAUGCAAUUAACAGAUAUAGAGACAUCUCUAUCUGCUGCAGCAUACGCUCAGCUUGUCUCAUUUCCUUUGGGGCCCUUUAUGCCUCUCCCCCCCGACGCCCGGCAGCCGUAUGGCUCCCAUACUAUCACUAAGUAA